AUGGAACAGGUACGUAGAUACGAAGACCGGCGAGGUGCCGGAGGCAGAGACGAACUGCCUAAUGACAUCAAGAUCUCGAUAGUGGAAAGCAUUUGCCCAGUCGAACUGGAGAAGCAUUUGCAAUUCAAUCGACAGAGAUGCGACACUUUCGAAGCUGUCUACGAAGAAAUCUCUUCGUAUCUUGCGACAAGAGUCGGGAUCAAACUCAAGAUUGGGUCAGGGAACAACCACUCAGGUGGUGAUCCCAUGGAUGUUGGAAGCUUUGGAAAAGAUGGAAAGGGAAAGAAAGGAUCCAAGGGCAAAGGAAAAGGUAAAGGAGGAAAGAACAACAAAGGACAAGGUAAAGGCAGUGGAGGAAAAGGAAAUAAGAACACAGACAAAGGCAAUUGCCACAUCUGUGGUAAGCCUGGCCAUUGGGCCAAUGAAUGCUGGCGCAACACUACAGGAGGAAAGAAACAGAAAGGAAAUGGAAAGAAAGGAGGUAAAGGAAAAGGAAAAGGAAAGACAAGAGGAGCAAACAACAUUGAGACAGCAGAGCAUGAGGAAGAGGAACCCAAGCAAGAGCCAGAAGCAGAAACAGGGAGAACCGAUAGUUUUCGCUCCUUUCGGGAUGAUGUUGCCAACGGCAGUAGAAAGGCAGACACGAGGAAGGUCGCCUACAAGAACCAUCAAAGGAAUGGGAAAAGAAAAGGGAAAAGGAAAAGGAAGAGGUGCAACAGAGGUGCCGAAGGCCGCUUCGGCCCCGGCAACCGCCAAAGUCACAGCACCCAAGCUCGGAAGUAUUCCUUGCGGAAGACCGAGCUAAUAGGCUUGCUGCAGAAGGAGCUGAUGAUGAAGACUGACGGGAGAGAGCGUCCAGAAACAACGUAUCGUCAGAACACCUUGAGGGCCUCGACUGGCCAAGACGAAGCCUGCAGCAGCUGCGACGACCGACAGAAGAGGAUGAAGAGCGUGGUUCGUGCUUUUGCAACCAUGUCGGUCAAGAAGAUUCGUGAGAGGCUCGCAGCUCAAAGGCAAAAGGAAGAAGACAAGAAAGACAAGAAGGAAAAGAAGGCCAAAAGAAACGAAGAAAGGGCCAGAAGAAAAGAAGAAAGGAAGCGCAGGAACAUGGUAGAGAUAAGUGAUGAUGAAAGUCUCUACGAGUGUGAAGAUGACCUUAAGGAGGUCGAGGCAGGUGCUGAAGCUGACAACGAGGAGGGAGCGACCAAGAAGCAGUUGAGGUCGCUACGACGCUUGCCCAAGAGCUUAGCCCUGCCGAAGACCCUGGAGAACCUGAAGAGGAAGAAACGAAGCCAGAAAAUCUUUCUGAACAGCUCGCCGUGGGCAGCUCAAGCCGAAUCGGCCGAAGACACUGCAAGUCACGAGCAAGCAGAGAAAGACCUAAAGGUGGUCUUGGAGAGAAUUGGAGUUCUCAAGAGCUACAUCCGGGACAACGACCAACACCGACCGGUGAAGCUCACGGAAGCUACAAUAAGGUUGGACAAAAGCUUCCACGACGUGCGCUACUACAAGGCGAUUGAGGCAGGAACUCAUCCCUGCAUAGCGUGGGUUGACGAGAAAAAGCCCCGAAGAGCCACCCUCUUUCGCAUGAAGACUUCGGCUGAGCGCGCAGCUAAAAGACAAGAGCUCGAGAACCGGUGGAUGGAGGAGUUUAGGUCUGGAACAGCAACAGAGGGAGAUUAUCAAGACGGUGACACCGAGCAGGUAGACAUCCCCGGAAUGGAAACAGAAGUGCUGUUACCCGGUUUUCGCGAGGAACUUCGCGAGGACGAGCUCGAGCUGCUCAACCGUCCCAAAGAUGCCAAGAGGACAGGCGCAAAGGACCUCAACAGUUUGGGCCGAGAGGCCCAUGAUACCAAUGGGGUAGUCACCUGGAACCUUGACACUGGUGCUGCAGCCAGUGCUGCAGCCAGUGUUAUGCCAAGUGAAAUGGCAAAGCAGCUUGGUGAAGCUGUGAAAGGUGAAGAGGACUUUGCGCAGGCGGUCAUACGCAGGGGUGUUAUUGUGAACCAACAUGCCGCCAUUCUCAUCCAGCGCAAUCAGAUUGUGCUUGCUGAUGCUGCUUCCAGCAGCAAGAGGCUUCACUCAAACCUUUCACGUGCACCUUACCUUGUAGAAAGAAAGCGAGAGAAGAAGACCAGAGAGAUUGAUGCUGAAGAAGUCGAAGAAAGUGGCGAUGGCGGUGUGGAAGUCGAAAGACCUAAAGUGAAAAGAGGACGGAAGGAUCCAUCAAGAGAAGAAAUUGAGGAGCACCUAGCCACCGCACAUGCCGUGCAUAGGUCGUGGUGCGGACACUGUGUCCGAGCCCGCGCAACCUUACACAGGCAUGGGUCCAACAAGGAUCCAGAGGAAGAGGAAGGCGCACUGCCAACAAUUGCAAUCGACUGUUUCUGGUACAGUGAAGAAAAGAAAGACACUGCCAAUCUUCACGUCAAAGACAACAAGAGCAAACAUGUGUGGGCUUCAGCAGUCCCACAGAAAGGAGUUGAUGACUAUGCAGUCAACUUCUUAAUCAACUGUCUGAAGGAGACAGGGUACCAAAGGUUGGUACUGAAAUCAGACAAUGAGAAUUCCAUCAAAGCUUUGAAAGAGAAGGUCAAGGCUGAAGUUCAAGGGAUAGAAGUUAUCCUGAAUGACGGACCUACUGGAGACAAGCAAGCCAAUGGACUUGCAGAGGUAGCCGUCAGAGAAACAAAGCGGCAAUCAAGAGCUCUUUUCAGUGAGCUUGAAGAGAGAUUGGGUAAGAUAGAACCAUCUCACCCAUUGCUCUUGUGGCUGUCAAGACAUGCCACGUUCUGCUUGAGCCGAUUCAAGAUCGGUGAUGAUGGCAAAACCCCGUACACCAGACUUACGGGUAGGAAGUGGAAAAGGCCAAUGGUCCAGUUCGGUGAAAGAGUGUGGUUUCGACCACUUACCGCAAGGGCGGAGACCUUGAAACCAAAGUGCUUGAGGGCCUAUACGUGCGCACCCAUGGAGGGAACGCAGAUGUGCUCUGCAUGA
Molecule: messenger RNA, 3000 nt
Organism: Symbiodinium pilosum
Lineage: Eukaryota; Dinophyceae; Suessiales; Symbiodiniaceae
Source: the annotation of a GenBank genome assembly